Rhineura floridana is the source of this 1264-nucleotide messenger RNA. RefSeq names its product cilia and flagella associated protein 161 (gene CFAP161). Gene Ontology annotation, cellular component: motile cilium. Gene Ontology annotation, biological process: cilium assembly. The transcript has 7 exons. The record is from RefSeq and is a predicted model, not a curated record. NCBI's taxonomy places the organism in Eukaryota, Metazoa, Chordata, Lepidosauria, Squamata, Rhineuridae. Bases 93 to 1031 code for a protein of 312 amino acids.
GCCUUGGCCAGGGUGUUGUGUUUUUUCAAUCAACGGCACCCACUUCCCCCACUUUAAGGCCAGCCUAGUGGGCCACUUCUGAGACAGCCAGCAUGUUCAACGUGAGGACUAGCAUGAGUGGCAGAGAGUACAGCCCUGGGGUGCUUAUUGGCAACUGGAACGAAGAUGUGUGUCUGGAAGAGGAACUCCUGAAAGACUUCUUAUAUAAAAGAGAAAGAGGAGAGCUUCUAAUCCAGAGAUCAAAAAAACUUAAAGAGAACCUUUUAAAGAAGGAACAGCUCUCCAUUUCAAAAGAUGGAUUUAUUCACUUUGGAGAUACGGUUCUGCUGGUGAGCCUAGAAAACAGCAGAUCGCCGGCGGAGAAGGAACAUGGUGUGACCGGGAAUCUGUCCCUGGCUGUUAAUCCUAGUGACAUGCUUGUGCAUACAGCGACUGAACUAACAGCCCCCUGUGGAUUGAGCGCAGUUAAAAGUGUGGCCCCAAUUGGCCGGAAUGCAUUUCGGAUUAUAAGCACUGAAGGACAAUCAAUGGGAGAGACGGUUAGAUUUGGGCAGAAUUUUGGCCUUGGAACAACAGGAGGGUUUCCAGAUCGAAUGCUAUUUCUAGCAAGCGACCACAAAAGUUUUAUAAAUAUGGCUAAGAAAUCGUCUUGCCAGCCUGCAUUCUUGACGGAUGAACUUUCUUAUCUGGCUUCUUGGCAAGCUACAUUUCUGGACCCACAGUUUCGCAUGGAGUAUGAAGGGUUCCCAGUUCCUGCAAACACAAAGAUUCUCAUUAUUCACAGCCAUACAAAUCAGGGGUUGGCAGUUCCUAGGACCUUCUGGAUCAGGACAUACUUUGGAAAGGAGUAUGAAGUCAAUUGUCACACCUAUCUGGAUACCCACAGAGCUGAAGAAGACAAGAAUCACUGGGUCAUGGUUACUGGAAAUCCUAGCAACGAAUCAACUACAAUGUUCAAUAGACCUAAGCCUCCAUCAGAGGAGAGGAGAGCACAAAACAGUGAACUCAACACAGAAACAAACCCCUGUUAAAAUCCAUGCUUUAAAAAUAUAUAUCUAUAUAAAUGUUCUGUUUUGCUUGUGUUCAUGUGUGAGAGAGAUCUGAAGAUGAAAUUUGGCAGUUAGAGGGUGCUUCACUUUUUCUCCAUUCAAGCUAAACAAAUACACAAGGAUAUUUUAAAACAUCAAUGGCAAUUUUAUUAAUGUUUUAUAAUUGUACUAUAUAUAUAUAUAUUUUUCCACACUUGCUCAUAUUUUAAUUGUGA